Molecule: messenger RNA, 921 nt
Organism: Galdieria sulphuraria
Lineage: Eukaryota; Rhodophyta; Bangiophyceae; Galdieriales; Galdieriaceae
Product: immunophilin isoform 2
Exons: 1
Coding region: 94-900 (268 amino acids)
Molecular function (GO): peptidyl-prolyl cis-trans isomerase activity
Source: RefSeq, a predicted model, not a curated record
UUGUACAAUAAGUGACUGAAAUAUCGAUAGAAAAGUAUCAAUUCUGUUACAUUUGGUUUUGUUUUUCUGCUUGGCUAUUUUAGAAUAGAGUCCAUGAUGGGAUUGAAACUUGUGAAAUUUUGCAGCUUCGUAAACUUGUACUGUUCCUUCCGAAACUCAGAAACUCAGAAACUUUUUCGAGAGCGUCGUGCGCAGCAUUCUUGCCAACGACAGAAACCCUCGUUCUCCUAUUAUUAUGGCCACAAAAGUAUCUAUUGCAAUAUCUUAGUGAAGAAGUGCUCGCGUCGUACUUACUUGAAGCUUGCAGUAUUACUUGCGUAUAGCGUUGUGCUUCCAAACAAUCUAUUAGCUCAAAAGGUUUCUGAAAGCAGCGAAAAAAGCCUCACAGUAUUCAAAACUUCUGGAGGCACAGAAUACGUAGAUUUUAGAGUCGGUUCCGGUGAUAGUCCGGCAUGGGGAGACAUGGUAGUUAUCCACUAUGUCAUUUAUACUGUUGAAGGAGGUCAGCUCAGGAAAUUCUAUAGUACAUAUGAUGACAAGCAACCUUUCGCUUUUCGACACGGUAACGGGCAGACGAUAAAGGGUCUUGAAGAAGGAAUAGAUUCAAUGAAAGUAGGCGGCAGACGACGAAUGGUUAUUCCUGGAUCUCUUGCAUAUUCUGUGGCAGGUUUAGGACCUAUCCCACCCUCAACCUCUGUAAGAAGGAAACUGGCGGACUCUUUAAAACAAGGCAAGAGAGCUAUUCAAUGUGAUACUUUUUAUUUAAAGCAAAUAGGCAACGUUUUGUCACUUGAUGUUGAGUUACUGAAGAUAUGGAAGGAUCCAGUGGGAAUGGAAUACUACAGUGACUUCGUUCCGGAUGUUUCCAAGAUACCGAGGUCGAUUUUUUUAAAAAAAUGAUUCUGAAAUGUGUUAUUUGUU